CUCAAUUGUUGUUUUGACAGUUUUCUCAGCAUGCCCGAUCUGCUCGAACUGCUUCGGUCCAUUCGCGGUCUCAUUUGCUUCUGCAACACUUCAAGACGCCCGUUGAAAGUUCAUGGAGGCAGGCACGUAUCGAAUAUCCCUCAAUGGCCACACCCAAGGAAACUGCCGAUCACGCCUCCCUCGGCCACGAAGGUCGACGCCGACAUUAGGUUCGUUAAGCAGCAAGGCUGGUUCUUCACGGAGAUUCCCCUCGAAAUUAGGCGGCGAAUAUAUGAUUUUGCUUUAGGCGAAGAAGUAAUUCUUUUGAGUAUUCCAGACCAAGAUCUGCAGGUCCAGAGAUGCUUGGAGCCGGAUAGAUCCAUGUGCCUGAAAGAGUUGGGGGAAGAAACGACCCAAAAAGGAGAAGGGAGUGCAGACAGCAAGCUUCGUAUUUCAGUGGCGUUACUGUGUUCGUGCAGACAGGUAUAUUGCGAGGCUAUCGAAUCACUCUACGCCAGCAACACGUUUCUGAUAUCCGACGUAGACGUGCUACGCUUCAGCAUUCCGAAGGCUUUGCUCUACCUCCCCAAUUUCGUCUUCCCACACCGGCUCCGCCAAAUACGUUCUCUCUGCAUCCACUGGUGCAUUUACCCCGCCUAUAAGCUGGGCAGAAACUAUUUAAGCAUGGACCAUAGACGUAUUCUCCAAGUAUCUACAACGUGGAAAGACUGCUGGAAGGUCCUUUCGUACAUGGAAGGGUUGCAUGAGCUGUAUAUCAGCUUUGCGUGCUCGGAGGAUGAGAAGGUCAGAUGGCUGGCUAUGGAAGCACGGCUCUUGGACGGCGUUAAGGAGGUUACGGUAAAGAAGAGUUUUGUUAUUGUGCUGCCUUUUGAGGAGAGUAAUCUGGGUCUGGACGUCGGCCAGUCGAGGUGCGAGCUACGAGUGCCCUAUGGCUCGAGUGGCUUUCUCAGUUAUCAGCAGGCUAGCUGA
Molecule: messenger RNA, 969 nt
Organism: Trematosphaeria pertusa
Lineage: Eukaryota; Fungi; Ascomycota; Dothideomycetes; Pleosporales; Trematosphaeriaceae
Exons: 2
Coding region: 31-969 (312 amino acids)
Source: RefSeq, a predicted model, not a curated record